GCCUCGCCCCCUGGGCCCCCUCGCGUGUUCCUUCGGGCCCCGCUGCGUCGGGAUGAGCCGGGUUGCUUCCUCAUGGAGACCAAGAAGGCCGAGAUUCCCAGCAGCGUCCUGGACGACCUGUGUAGCCGCUUUAUUUUGCACAUUCCCAGUGAGGAACGAGACAAUGCUAUCAGAGUAUGUUUUCAGGUUGAGCUUGCCCAUUGGUUUUAUUUGGAUUUCUACAUGCAGAACACACCAGGAUUACCUCAGUGUGGGAUAAGAGAUUUUGCUAAAGCUGUUUUCAAUCAUUGCCCUUUUUUACUGCCUCAAGGUGAAGAUGUGCAGAAGGUUUUAGAUGAAUGGAAAGAGUAUAAAAUGGGAGUGCCAACAUAUGGUGCGAUUAUUCUUGAUGAGACACUUGAAAAUGUGCUGCUGGUUCAGGGUUACUUAGCAAAGUCUGGCUGGGGAUUUCCAAAAGGAAAAGUGAAUAAAGAGGAGGCACCACAUGACUGCGCUGCUAGAGAGGUUUUUGAAGAAACUGGUUUUGAUAUAAAAGAUUGUAUCAAUAAAGAUGAUUAUAUUGAACUAAGAAUCAAUGAUCAGCUGGCACGCUUGUACAUCAUUCCAGGUAUUCCAAAGGACACAAAAUUUAAUCCCAAAACAAGAAGAGAAAUUCGGAACAUUGAAUGGUUCUCCAUUGACAAACUGCCUUGCCACAGGAAUGAUAUGACCCCGAAGUCCAAGCUAGGUUUGGCACCUAACAAGUUUUUUAUGGCAAUUCCAUUCAUCAGACCGUUAAGAGAUUGGCUUGCCCGACGGUAUGGAGAUUCCUCAGAUAGUGACAAUGGAUUCUCAUCCACCAGUAGUACACCACCUAAACCACACACAGAAAAAAUGAGAUCAAAGCUUCAUUAUAGCCAGCAAGCACUAGCAGAUGGUCCUUCAGGAGAUCAGUGGACAAAGCAUAGACAGCUGCAACAACAAAAGCCAUACAACAAUCAUUCUGAGAUGUCUGAAACUUUAAAACUAAAGACCAUACGAGGCAAUGGCAGAAAGCAAUACCAAGACUCUCCUAACCCAAAGAAGAGAACAAAUGGUGUCCAUAGUCAGCCAGCUAAACAGAAUCAAACUUUGAAAUGUGAAAAGAAGUUGCAUCCAAGAAGACUUCAUGAUAACUUCGAAACAGAAGCUGCAUAUGAUGUGUGUUGUGCCAGUGAAGACCAACUCCUAGAACAUGGACAAUCGGUGUCAUGCAAUGGCCAUUGCAAAUUCAGUUUCUCCUCACGGGCUUUUCUGUGCUUCAAGUUUGACCACGAUGCUAUCAUGAAGAAUUUUGACCUCUGACAAAUGAGCAGGCAUCAGACCUGGCUUGAGUGCAGUUGAGUUGGUUUCCUAAAUCCAGCCUUUAUUCUUUCUCAGGUUUUAAAGCAAUGCAGGGACCUAGUGAAGGACUGGGAAGCUUUGUUAUCAUUGCAGUAUGGAAGUGGCAUCAUACAGUGUUGCACUUUAAAUGCAGUAUAGCUUUUACCUACAGAAACAUUUUCCAGUGUUCAUUUGCUAGUUCCUAACUAUGCAUUAGAGGGCAUUUGUUUUUUAUUUGUUUAACUUGCUGUGUGUUUUUAGAGUUCAGGAGUAUUUUAGCAUUAGUGGUAUACUAACGGAGACAUUUAAAUUGCUUUGAUGUAUGUAGUUUAUUAAUUUCCCAGAUUUCACAACAGGAUUGCAACCCAAAUGAAACUUCUCUGGACAUCAGGUUGAGUAUCUGAUUUUAUGUAGACCUUUUAUGGAUCUUGUAGGCUAACAGCAAACUUCUGUUUUGUUCUUCAGAAUAAUUAUUCUGGCUUUUUGUAGCCAGAUUCUCCUUUUGUUCUUUGUUGCACUGUACUAGAACUCUUUAUAUGGCCAUGUUGUUUUAAAUUGUGUUAACAUCUUGAGAUGCUGGAUUCUGACCUCAACCAAUUUUUGAGUCUCAGUGGUUUUCAUGGCUGUUCAUCCAUGACCAAUUUGCUUUUUGUGUGCUAGUAUUGUUGUUUAUCUCUCUUGAACUGGCUAAUCAAAAUAUCUUCAACUCGAAAAAUGCAGCUACUUUGAAGAUGCAACAAGGCAAAAAGAAGAUUUGGGGAAACAAUUUACCAUCUAGAAUGUAAACUCGUCUUUAAGAUUCUGCAGUUGGCAAAUUCAGCUAAGCAGUGCCAGUUCACUGCUUCAUCAGGUUUGUAAUUGUGCCACAGUUCCCUUGCAGAAUUCUACCCUGUAAUAUUUUGAUUAAUAUGUAGUGAGUGUAUUGUUUAAGAAGUAGCUGCAGAUGCAUGAGAAAUUAACGGUUGAAUAAAACAUCUAUCAAAAUGUGAAAAAGGUAGCAGCAGAGAGCAGACUGCAAGAGAACUAAGUUAGAAAUAACUACCCUCAAGUUGUGCUGAAGGAAAGUUUGAAUAUCUGAAUGUAACUCUCCUGAAGAACUGCUGAUAGAUGUCUCCCUCCCCCAGCCAUUACUUUUGCAGUGUGUGUCAGUAUUUCAGAUUUCUAAAUUUUUGUCUAGGAGAGGUAGAUGUUUAAGCUGGAAAGUUUGGUGAGUCUGUACUAUUUUGGAUGGUGCCCCUGAAACACAACUUGUUCUUUUGCAAGCACCUUCUAAAUUCUUGAUGAGAACUGUAUAAGAAAGCUCUUAUAUAAAGUAUUGAUUUCCCCCCCUUCGCCGUGGAGAAAGAGGAUCAAAUUAGUUUCCAUGUGAACUCAGUUUUGUUUCCAAGUCAUUUUUUUAAAUUGUUGAGUAGGCCUACCAAAAUUAGUUUAAAUCGAUAAAUUCAUUGGAUUUGUUGAUCUCUUAAGAGUAAAAUAGUUGAAGGGCAGGUGAUGAGUAGCUAUACCCCUUUUUUUUAAUCUGGUCACCUUCAUAUAAGGGGAAACAAUGCUCAGUAUUUACUGCAGCUUGACUUUUUUUUAGCAAAGAGUGCCUAACUUUCCAGCUUCUCAUCCAUUGCAAAUUGGAUUUUCAAGUUACUUGUGCCAAACAACAUCUUACAUGUAGCUUGGUUUCCCAGGUAUGUUAAUAUUGCUUCCUUUCCAUAUAACAGUUGAAUGGAUAAUAGGAAUACUGGCACAGUUGUGUGAAUCUUGGCAUUUGAAAUGGAUUUUUUCUUGGCAUGAAACUUUAAAUAGCUUCUCUUGGCAAUAAGAGAGAGAAUGGAAUAAUGACAAGAUCUGCCCUCCAUGUAAAGUGUAACUUCCAUUUUGUAAAAAAAUCUUUCUUAGAAGAUAUUCUAAGGAAUUAACUUGUCUGUCUUCAUGAAGAAUUUCCCAAAUGCUAGAAAAACUAAUUUGGAUCUAAUUGAUUCUAAAAACGAAUCUAGCCUUAAAAUGGGUAGCAAGUAAACAUGAUACAUAUGCAAUAUUUUUCCAGUUUAAAAGGUACCGUAUUUCAAAGCUGUAUGUGUUUGCUAUCAUGUCUUAAAGUGGUUGGAUAUGAACUACUUUAUGGGUUCCUUUGGUGCCCUGCACUGUGAACAUUUCAGGUUGUUUACUUUGUUGGUUUGUAUAUUAUAUUUUUUGCUUGUAAAGUGUUUAAAUGAGUCAUUUUAUACCUAUGUAUUAUUCUGAAGUGCAGGCAUAUGGUUUACAUGGAUUUCUUUAAAACAAUGAAGAAAUGGCAACUUGAUGAUUGUAACAGAUUUUUCUCUUGUCUGAUGCGGGCAUUUUAAAAGAUGGGAAUAAACGAUCUGUGAAUAAAUUUGAGAUCAUUUUAAUAGAAGGAUCUUAUUGCAGGCAAAUGGGACUCCAUGCUAUAAGAAGAGAUGUUGACAAUCUCUCUUUUGCCACGCCUAAUUGAAUUGUGAAUGUUGUUUAUCUGGUCCUUAAGUCAAAUGACUUCUGUUACAGCAGCAAAGAAUGUUCGACAGACAGAAGGCUUUACAGAGGAUACUUAAGAAAUGCAUAUUUACCUUUUCAGGACAAUGGUUUUAUGCGCAUGUUAAGGGAAAGCUUUGAUCUUUAUAUACUUUUGGUAACUUUGGCAAUUUUUUUGUUGGUCAUUCUCUGGUAUCUAGUUGGGUUGCCUGUUGUUGAAAGCUUUUGUAUCUAGUACUUGAGUUUUUCAGAGAGAGAAGGAGGAGUACAAUUUUUACAGAUAACUGCUCCAAGCUCAUCCAGGGUUUACAGGCAGCCAUUAGUUUUAAACUAUUUCUGUGCUAAUGUUAAUACUUUGCUUUUCAGAAUAACGUUUAGUAGUGCUAUAUGACUAUUGUGUAACACCCUUUAAGUCUUAUUUUUGCCUGUCACAACCCUAUCAGGUGCUGGUUGUAGUAAAAGCGUGGUGGCACCAGCUCUUUGCAAGUCAUGGACAAUUGCUGCAGACAAAGAGUUUGGUUAGCUGUAUUGAUACUGCUAAAGUUAGAAAUUCCCUGGUUCACAAUAUGAACUUCAGCAGCUUUUGCUGUUUGUUGGGAGCAUGAAGGUGGAAACCUUCCCUCUCUCUCGAGUAUGACUAUAAUAGGAAGGCAAGGUGGUGCCCUCCCUCCCCCCCGGUUCUUGGAAUGCAACUACAUCAGUGUCUCAGGGAUGUUGGGACUUUAUGUCUUCCUGGGUAAGGUGUCCUGGAAAAAUGACAUUUCCUAGGACAUGCUGUAACAUUCUAGGUGUCAAGAAGGUGAAGAGAAUCCACUGUGGCAAGUAGGAAGGCUUGGGGCUGGGGGUUCAUGAAGUGUGUGAAAGAGACCUGUUCCCUCCCUGCAGAGUAUCAAUGGGGUGGAAACAAGUUCUUCACAUAACGUCUGACGAAGCAAGGACAGGAAGGUUGUGCCUUUAUAGUUUCCUUUCCAUUUUUGCCCUGUCUGAAAUGGAACUUAAGUAUCUCUCCUAACCAGGAAUAACAAACUAUCUGAAGCCAUUUUCCAUUGGGUUUCCUAGCUGCCUGUACAGAUUUUGUCUGUACAGGCAAAUGGGGCAUGUAUUCAUUUCUGGUGCUUAUAAUAGAAUGACGAUAAUUCAGCACACACUGUGAAGGCAUUCUUUCCUAUGGCUGAAGCUUAGGUAUGUUCUUAAAUAUAUGUAACUUUUUCAAGAAGUGAAAGAUACUUGGACUGAAAAUGAUAACUUUUUUGCUAUCAGCACUGACAGGUACAAUAUAUCUUGUAUGCUUAUAUUCAUUGUAAAUGUCAUGAUUUCCCCAAGUAGACUGUUUGAAUUAGUCACAAUGGAAAGGUAUAAGAAACCUUUUCACUGAUUUGUUGGAAAUCAUGAAGAGACUGAAGUCUUGAUAGGUUUGAACUAAUCAGCGAGUUUUUAGAAUUUACACACAGACUAAUAGUUUCGAACAGAGAAUUGCCAGCAUCUAAAUAAUGUUCUGUGUACCUGGCUUGCUUUGGAUUUGUUUUCCUUGAGCAGCAGCACCCCAUUAACAUGCCUCAGACUACUGCUUUUGCAAUUCGGGCAUAUGCCCAAAGCAGUUGGAUCGCAUGGGUGUUGAUGCUGGGGUAGGGAAUCCUCCUGGACACGUUAACCUUUGAGAGUGUUGAAAGUAAUUCUUUAUAACUGGGCUAGUGUAGUUUCCUUUUUUAAAAAAACCCAACAAACAGUGCCCUCUAGAGUAAAGUAUAAAAACUGGACUUCUAAAAUAAAGGAAGUUCUGCAUGGGUUUUUGUUUUGAAACUGGAGCAACUCUUUUACUAAACUCAUUUCACUUCAAAUUAUUUCUGAGGAGGUAAAAGACAAAACAAACAGUUCAGUAAUUGUGUGUAACAAAGCUUAUAUUUGUUUGGUUUGACAAUAUGAGUUCUAUUUUUCUCAGUUAUAAAACUGUUACAUGGACCACUGUUAAAUAUACAAAAUGGUGCGGUUGAUGACAUUUUGAUCACAUUGAGAAAAUAUGUGGCAAUAGAAAUGCAGUUUUUUACAACUGCAAAUAUUUUAUAAACAGGAUUGAUAUAUGUAUAGUUACAAUAUUUGAACAACAGCACGAUGGUUUAUUCUCUCCAGCCACUUUAAAUGUAACUAUUCAAUAAAAAUCCUAAACUUUUUUUCUAGCUUAAAUAUUUCAGUUUAAUAGCUCCAGACCCUGCUUAUUCAUGCGGUGUAUAAGAGAGCUAGUUAUUCACUGCUAAUUUUGUAAAAAUUAGCACAGCUGCCGUAAAGGUUUGCUUUGUUGGGACAAUGUGAUCUAAAACGGAGAUGCAUUCAUAAACAGGCAAUGGUUCACUUUAUAAAUCAUGUAAUUUCAAUAAUGUUGUAAUUUUAGAUGUGGCAAGCAACAUAGUUUAAGCCAGGGAACAAAUCCUGAGUUAGAACAGUGUAAUAUGUUGUAUAAGUUUGGAGGGUAGAUACAAGACAGUUACUAGAAUAGUUGUGUUUAUUUACAAGUUUGAUCUCAAAGGGAGGUGGAGAACAGGGGGAUAGAUCUCCAGUAUUCUCUCAUUUGAAUUUUGUUUUAGGUAGGUACAGUAGGUAGUUUCUCAGUUAAAUUUUAAGUAAGCAAAACUGGUAAGACUGGCCUAUAUAGUUAAAUACUUAUUCUAAUCAGAUGUGUUCAUUCGUAUGUGUAUAUGCUUUCAACAGUUUGGACACUGAAGCACAUUGUUUCCCUGAUUAUGUUAGUACUACUUUUGUAUAUUAUAAAAAACAUCUUAUUACUGUUUCACUUCUGGAUAACUGUAAUAAUGUGAAAUGUGAUGACAGUGUUGUACUGCUGGGGCCAUAAAUGAUGUGGUAUAAUACAGAAAGUUGCUGCCAGCGUUGCCUUUAGAGGGUGGAAGUAUUUAUAGUUAUUUUAAAUGGUCAAUAGAAAGGAGUUUUUUCAGACUUUUACAUGCAUUGAUAAACAAUUAGAAUUAAAUUUGAAACCCACUAAAAGUGAGAAUACAGGCCAAAUAUGAUGUUAUGCAAUGAACUGUUAUAUGUGUUGAAUAUCUGUACAAUUCAUCUACUGCUUGUCAUUAAAAUGGCUAAUUUUCACAUGUAUUCUUUCCUGUAAACAAACAGAAGACAUUUUCAUGUACAGUGGGAAAUGUGUGCACAGUAAAGCAUCCAGGAAAGCAUUUGCCUGCCCAAAAACAGUUGUAAGGGACCAGGCCUUUCUGUACCCCUUAACUUCCUACCCUAAGAUUUGGGGGAUUUGUUAAAGGGAAAAAAUACAAAGUUGGCACAGUCACAGUUAAGCAUUAGAAAUUUAUUCAGAAUAUAAGAACAUUUGUAAAAGUAUUAUAAAUGCCUCUGUAUAAAUAAAUGCAGUUUGUACAGUUCCAUAUCAAAUAAACACAAAUGGCUAUUUUA
Eublepharis macularius is the source of this 7239-nucleotide messenger RNA. RefSeq names its product decapping mRNA 2 (gene DCP2). Gene Ontology annotation, biological process: nuclear-transcribed mRNA catabolic process, nonsense-mediated decay; deadenylation-dependent decapping of nuclear-transcribed mRNA. Bases 73 to 1323 code for a protein of 416 amino acids. Lineage: Eukaryota; Metazoa; Chordata; Lepidosauria; Squamata; Eublepharidae. The record is from RefSeq and is a predicted model, not a curated record. Gene Ontology annotation, molecular function: 5'-(N(7)-methylguanosine 5'-triphospho)-[mRNA] hydrolase activity; manganese ion binding; RNA binding. Gene Ontology annotation, cellular component: cytoplasm; P-body. The transcript is spliced from 11 exons.